Musa acuminata subsp. malaccensis (wild Malaysian banana) is the source of this 816-nucleotide messenger RNA. The record is from RefSeq and is a predicted model, not a curated record. Lineage: Eukaryota; Viridiplantae; Streptophyta; Magnoliopsida; Zingiberales; Musaceae.
AUGGUGAGAAUCCAACUUCUCCCAUCCUACAAUUCGAUCCUACGCGAAAGAAGCUGCACCUUCUGGUUUACCACCCCUCAAAGGAGAUGGGCGGAUCUAUUCUCAGAAUCUCAGCGGAUUAAAUACACAAUUGAACAACAAACACAAGGCAUUCCUGAUGCUAGGACAUACUUGUUGACGUUACAAGAGAUACGGAUCAAGAGUGGCCUUACAGAUGAUCUUGGUGCUGAGACAAUGAUGAUGGAAGCUUUGGAGAAGGUCGAGAAAGAGAUAAAAAAGCCACUGCUGAGGUCGGACAAGAAGAACAUGGCUCUUCUGUUAGCCGAGUUUGACAAGAUUAACCAGAAGCUGGGCAUUCGAAAGGAAGAUCUUCCUAAGUAUGAAGAAGAGUUGGAACUUAAAAUUGCUAAAGAGGAUUUGCAGGGUCUGAAGAAGGAUGUUUUGGAAGCAAUGGAAACCCACCUUAAGAGGGAGGAAUUCAAGGACGAGAAGAUGGUUAAUGUGAAAUCAUUGGAUAUUAGGAAUUUCAUUUAAGGUUUUUCCAAAAUUGUAUUGCCAAAUACUGGAAGGCUAGGCCUCUUUCUUUGUUUUUUCCAUGCUUUCAAAGAAUUUGAGCUGCUACACCAGCAAUUUACAUACAGUGCUCGUUAUGAACGUCCUUGCACUUUGUCUGUUUGCCUAAUAAUAAGCAGUUGAAUGUGCUACUUAGCAAUGCCUUACUGAGCUGGACCAUGGUCAGCUCAGAUACAUAUUUGUAAUUUUGGGUUCAUAGUGGUGGCCGAAUCACUCAAUAUAUUUUUUUGAUUUUUCUGGGUC